Molecule: messenger RNA, 1272 nt
Organism: Serendipita indica DSM 11827
Lineage: Eukaryota; Fungi; Basidiomycota; Agaricomycetes; Sebacinales; Serendipitaceae
Source: the annotation of a GenBank genome assembly
AUGUCUCACGGAGUAGCCGGAUUACCCUCGACGGAACAAGGCCACGGAACGACAUGGACAUUCGGCUCCAAAUGGCAAGCAGGGUCCGAAGUCGACGAGAACACAGAGGUUUUUACCGAGAUCCCGUCCAAUUGCUCGACCCAAUCUCCACCGAUCGUUGUUCCCUUGUUUGCUUCUAUACCACUAUUGCUACCUUCUGUGGUGGGAAGCGUCACGUCUCGUAGUGGCAACAAAAGAGGACAGCACGGCACGAAACUGCCGCUCCUAGGGUCUGCCAUCUCGUCACCAAAAAAAAUCAUGCAACUCCCCACCCUCGUCAACACACGUCUUCGUUCCACCGCGGACGCACACAUCAUCAUCCACGCCGCCCGAAUGGGACUAUUGAGAAUGGUCGAGCGCCGUCUCGACGCACAAGAACGAGCAGAAAUUCAAGUAGGAAAUAUCUACGUCUGGGAAGAGAGAGGUGCCCUCGACUUGAGUGGGAUGGGCAUCGAGCGAUGGACCGAUGGCCUACGCUGGGGCCCAAGUCGUCUGCGAAAUGACUUUUUGUUCUAUCAGCAGCGAGAGGAUAACCCGAGAGACAAACAAGUGAAUCCGACCAUUAAACGGCGUGAGACGGAGCCGCACGACCCUCAUUCAGGUCCCUCCGCCGCUGUAGACGAAAUGGAUCGCUUGAUCAAGCAAACGUACUCAGUUCAUGUCUAUGAAAAUGGACAGCCGGCUAAUCGCCGCAUCAAGCUGCACAUCACCGCCUACUUCAAUCGCCGGUCGGUGGAGAGUCUGAGCACGAUUGAACACAAUCCUACCCUGCGAUCAAUUGUCCUCCCACCAGGGUUGUAUCGCAGCGCGCGAGUCGGAAAACCCAAGACGAGCGAAACAAACGCAAGCUCGGAUGGAAGCUAUUCACCAACGGAACGGUCCCCCGUUCUGUCCUCGGAACGAGACGGGUUCGAACGCUUACCUCCUAUCGUGACCAAUCUUCAUUCGCCUACUCUUUCGGACGAUUUUAUGGACCAGCAGAGCCGGAAGACCGGGGCUGGUUAUCACGCAGGACCGUACCCAAAGGCACGCGAUGGAUCGUACUCUCCCACGAUUGCAGAUAAGCGUGCAUACUGGAUGAGCGAGAAUCGUCGGGAUACUGAUGCCAAUCCGUACCCUGUCCUGCCCUCACUCAGGACAGCGCUGGCAUCCGUCCCCUGGGGUCCAACCCAACGAAAUGCCGAGGACGACCUUCAACUGUCUCGGUUGGACAUUGCCCGUGCACUGGUGUGA